AUGCAGAACAGAAGGGACGAAGGCCCGUCUUGGCUCCAAGCCCCUUCGCCCUUCAACACCCCACCGCCCACCGGUGAGUGUACCAGAGCAGGAAAUAUCUUUAAGAAUGUUUUAAACAGAAAUUUGUAUGUUAAAGGUGAUUCGGUGGAAUCGAUAUCCGAACUGCUGCAUGUGAAUAUGCCUAUCGCAGCUAGGACAGGAUGGGACCAUGCCCAUUUCCUCCAUCAACAGGCUCGCCAAAACCAAGAAUACUACACAUGGAACCAGGGUUCUUCACCAUUUGAUAACACACCUCCUCCACAAGGUGAUUCCAUUGAUUCAAUUUCGGAAUUGUUAAGUUUAAAUAUGCCAAGAGGCUCCCUGCUUGGCAACACCAACCCUUUAGGAACGACUACAUUUAAUGUAACACCGUCUAUAGAAGCUAAUUCAUCUUAUCAGGGCCAGGCAGGAAGGUUUAAUUGUUACCCUAACCGGUAUGAACCUCAGUCUAUGUCCACUCCAAGGAAAACGCCUAGGCCUUUAGACCUAACACCACCAUCACCUUUUUCACAAGUGACCCCUAUAUGUCCUCCUCAGCAGCUGGGAUCACCUCCUUUUAACAGUAAUCGGAGUAGCCCAGAAGACUCAGGUAUAUAUCAUUCAAAUGUGCAGUCUGAUAUAACCAAAUCUAGCAAUAAUGAACAAAACAACAAUAGUAAUGUAUCUGGAAUGUUCUGCCCCAGCACAGAUCAAGAGAUGGCAAAUAUUCAGAAUCUGUUUGCUCUGAGGAGGGAGUCUGACAUCAUGAACAAAAUAAUAGAACACACAUCAAGGCUCUUACUUGCAGCAGUUAAUUCACCUGAAAUAAAAUCUGAUGACCCACCCCAGUUCUCACAAUCACAGGAAAAAAUUUCUCGCUAUCUUCCACCAUUAACAGGUACCCAACGAGAAGCAGCGAUUUGUACCUGGACUGGACAAUUACCUGCUAGAAUACAUACAAACCCUACCUACUCGUGUAAGGUAUUUCUUGGUGGUGUACCUUGGGAUAUUACAGAAGGAAUUCUGGUUCAAGCCUUUAGUAAAUUUGGAACUAUCAAAAUUGAAUGGCCAGGAAAAGACAUGCCAAACCAACCAAAAGGAUAUUGCUACAUUAUAUUUGAGGCUGAAAAGAAAGUCAAAGCACUUUUGGACUGUUGCAUACAUGACUUUUCUAAAGGUGGCAAUUGGUAUUACAAAAUUUCUUCCAGAAAAAUGAAAUCAAAAGAGGUUAUUCCGUGGGCUGUCAGUGAUUCCAACUAUGCUCAAGUUUCUCAGAAGCUAGACCCACAAAAGACUGUGUUUGUUGGGGCCCUUCAUGGAAUGAUUAAUGCUCGGGCUCUGGCCAAAAUCAUGAAUGAUCUUUUUGGUGGAGUGAUAUAUGCUGGGCUGGAUACAGAUAAGUAUAAAUAUCCCAUUGGCUCUGCAAGAGUAACAUUUAACAACCAGAGAUCGUAUAUGAAGGCCGUUGUGGCAGCUUUCAUUGAAAUAAAGACUUCUCAGUUUACAAAAAAGGUGCAAGUGAACCCCUAUCUUGAAGACUCACCAUGUUCUUCAUGUAGUGUCCAGCAGGGACCCUAUUUCUGCAAAGUAAUGGUGUGUUUCCGUUACUACUGCCGUGGCUGCUGGGCCCUUCAGCAUUCAACCGGGGCAAUGCGCUCCCAUCAAUACAUAUCAAGGAACUCAAAGAGCUCCAAUAUCUCUCCAACAACGCAUGUCCUUUAGGACUUUGAAGUGAGUGGCUGCUUCUAUACCAGAAUCUUGUUUAACGUGACAUGAGUUUGGAUUCUUAAGAAUAUCGGAAAGGAAGCAUACUGCAAUAAAUAAUUGUUUGUUGCUUGAGUAGGGUUUUGGUUUUGUUUAAUUUCUUUUUUUUUCCUUCUAAUUUUUAAAGAAACUUUCCCUGUUAUAUUUUUCUUUUGUUGACAUUUUAUAUAUUUAAUGUUCUUAAUUAUUUUUGUAAUUGUUUGUAAAGUUACAUCAUAUCGGUGUGUUUCUUUAUAUGUGUGUUAAAAUUUGCAUUUUGAUUUAAAUAGCAAAUAUCUAUAAAUUAUAAAUAUAUUUUAAAAAAGGAAAAAAAAAAAAAAAAAAAAAAAAAAAGUCAAUUAAUGUUGACAAAAAUUUGUAAAUUGUAGCUGUUCUUUAGAGUUUUUAAAAGUUCCUAAUUUAUUUAUCAUCCUUAUAAUUAAGG
Molecule: messenger RNA, 2206 nt
Organism: Nezara viridula (southern green stink bug)
Lineage: Eukaryota; Metazoa; Arthropoda; Insecta; Hemiptera; Pentatomidae
Source: the annotation of a GenBank genome assembly